Rotaria sp. Silwood2 is the source of this 219-nucleotide messenger RNA. The record is from the annotation of a GenBank genome assembly. Lineage: Eukaryota; Metazoa; Rotifera; Eurotatoria; Philodinida; Philodinidae.
AUGAAAGAUCAAGCAAUACGUCGAAGUAAUUUUUCAUAUAAUACGGUUGUAUCAUCUUUGACUUCUACUCCAUCAACAAGAAACGGUCGUCUAUCUGUAUUCUCUAUUGAUGAACAUCGAACAACGAAUGGAGGUAAUGCUAUUAUUGACAUAGGCUCAGAUGAAACAUAUUAUCCUUCAAUGAUACCACAACUACAAGUUAUUGAUGAAACGGUAUGA